Molecule: messenger RNA, 854 nt
Organism: Hyposmocoma kahamanoa
Lineage: Eukaryota; Metazoa; Arthropoda; Insecta; Lepidoptera; Cosmopterigidae
Product: alpha-ketoglutarate-dependent dioxygenase alkB homolog 7, mitochondrial
Exons: 4
Coding region: 64-636 (190 amino acids)
Biological process (GO): fatty acid metabolic process; DNA damage response
Cellular component (GO): mitochondrial matrix
Source: RefSeq, a predicted model, not a curated record
GGAGACCCCAAUCUUUUGGAGGUGGCGGAGUCGUGGCCAGCCGAGGUUCAGUGUGAGGUGCGAAUGGCGGUGCAGCGCGACAUGCAGGUGCUGCCGGAGUUCAUCUCCGAGCAAGAGGAAACCAGCCUCCUCGCAGAGCUUGAGCCCGUGCUCAAGAAGAUGCGCUACGAGUUUGACCAUUGGGACAAUGCGAUCCACGGCUUCCGCGAGACGGAGCGCAGCGCGUGGUGGCCGCAGAACGAGGCGGUGCUGGCGCGGGUGCGCGCGCGGGCGCUGCCGCCGGGGGGCGCGGGGGGCGCGCCGCUGCCCUACGCGCACGUGCUGGACCUGGCGCCCGCCGGCCGCAUCAAGCCGCACGUCGACGCCGUGCGGUUCUGCGGCGAGGUGAUCGCGGGGUUGUGCCUGUCGUCGGCGGCGGUGAUGCGGCUGCGGCACGAGCGGGACGCGCGCCUCGUGCUCGACGCGCUGCUGCCGCGCCGCUGCCUCUACGUCAUGCGCGGCACGGCGCGGUACGAGUUCUCGCACGCGGUGCUGGGCAACGAGGAGAGCUUCUUCCGCGGCGCGCGCGUGCUGAAGCUGCGCCGCGUGGCCGUGCUGUGCCGCAGCCAGCCGCGGCCGCAGGACGCGCAGCACUAGCCGCGGCCUUCGACAGUGUAGGUGCAACAUUAUUUCAUAGGGCACAGAUGGUGGAGUUUAUCGUCGUAACGUCGAUUAUUUGAUUACAAUUAUUCGAGAAAGUAAACUAAUCCGAUCAAAAUAAGGGAUCUUUUCGACCAGCAUAAACUUGUGCGUGUGAUUUCAGUUUUUCUUUUUUUGUUAUCAGAUAUAUAAAACGUAAUAAAUUACUAAAUUAC